AAGGGGAGGAACAAGUAUGAUCCUUCCCCGACACCGUAGAUAAUAAGGAAACACUGACUUCACCGCUUCAUCCCACAUUGCCCAAGUCUUUAAACAGUGUUUUUACUGCUUGUUUUCGGAAAGUGAAUCAUAUUUGCCAGUGAUAGAAAGCGGGAAAUAAUCUUCCACGAUGUUCCUCACCCUAGCGUUGUUGAAGAAAGGCAUCCCCGGAAAGCAGUGGAUCGGGAAGUACAGACGCCCGCGACCAAUCACAUGGCAGAUGAAACGCAACAUGCUGAAGCAUCUGGAGCGCGAGGCUGAGAAUGAAUACUGGAUCAGCCGGCCGUACAUGACCCCGGAGCAGGAGUACUGCCACGCAGCGGAGCGCAGAGCCCAGAACUGGCUAAAAAUUAAGGAGACCAAGUUUGCAAAUUUCCCCGAACACAAGACCUUGACAGACCACCUGAGUCAUCUCAACAUCACAAAGACGUGGUCAAGUUAAUGUGAGCAGAGAUGUGCAAAGACUGUCUUUAGAAUGAGAUAUUGUGUGAAUUUGUGAUGUUUCAUUAUGUUUAAAAGUGUGAAGAAGGACAAUGACAAGUUGUCAACAAAGUCAAGAAUAGAUCACUUUUACUCCAUAAAACAAAUCUGUGAAGUGUUUGUUAUCAGUCUAUAAACACUGCAACAGGACUGUAACUGCUCCACACUGAGUGCUGCUUAUUUGGAUAAAAACGGCUUAAAAAUG
Labrus mixtus (cuckoo wrasse) is the source of this 724-nucleotide messenger RNA. Its product is annotated as large ribosomal subunit protein mL63-like. The transcript has 2 exons. Gene Ontology annotation, biological process: mitochondrial translation. The record is from RefSeq and is a predicted model, not a curated record. Gene Ontology annotation, molecular function: structural constituent of ribosome. NCBI's taxonomy places the organism in Eukaryota, Metazoa, Chordata, Actinopteri, Labriformes, Labridae. Bases 170 to 481 code for a protein of 103 amino acids. Gene Ontology annotation, cellular component: mitochondrial ribosome.